AUGGACGUGUACACCAGUUUGCAAGAAGACCUGUCCUACAGAACUAUCGAGCUCAAUGAUGAUCUUCUACAAAUAGUCACUACAGGCUCCCUGCCGUUAUUUUUCAAAGCUCCAUUGAAAGAAGAAGAUGGGUUUGCAGUGUUGUGUUCAAAUGACAAGACAUUCAAACUAAAGAGGAAAAACCACUCGAAUACCGUGCUUUUGGGGUACCACGAAUUUACCCAAGAUGACAUGAUGACAGACAAUAAAAUUACGGAACAGGAUGUGCAAUUCAAGAAAAUCGUCACCUUCAGUUCUUUCAAUUCUGAUUUCGAAUGCAAAUUAGAAAAAGGCUCGAUCAACACUUCUUCGUUGCCGAUAUACACCCACGAAUCCGAUCCAUUAACUUUCCAGCCACAGUCGUACCACUUACGUUGCUCGUUAGAUGAGUUGAUCGACGAUUCCCCGAUUUCCUCUGCCGAAUUCGACAAGAUUUAUUAUGAGCUAAAGGGCUCUGAGGUCAACGGAUUCGCAUGUAUAUUAUCAGACUCGAUGAUUUCACAGUGUCUUACUAGGAUAAUCAUGACCAUCCAAGCAUUGGCAACCACUGCUGGAAAAGACAUUGAUGAUGCCAGCAACUACCACAACAUUGACCCUAGAAUACUCUGUGAAAGAAUCAAUGACGACAAUUAUUCGUACCUGGUGGUCAAGACGGUAGUAAGGAAAUUCUCCAGCCAAGAUGACGAACAAAAUUUUUCAUUGGAUGAGAAAAAAGUGGCUAGAUGGUACGGAAUCGAGGCCCUCAAGAUUCACGCCAAGAAAUUGGUGGCUCCUAACGAGUUCUUGAUUAAGUGGAAAACAUCAUUCCCUCAAUUCUACAAUGUUCCUAUUGAGCUCCGGUGGUUACAAGGGUACUAUGCCAAACCAUUGAUCAAUAGAAUUCAAUACUUUCCAAAAGACUUCCUCAGCAUGGACGCCAAGAAGCGGUUCCAGGAAUUGUUUGAAGUGCAAGGGACCUGGGAACUUGAAGAUAUCGAGCCAUUCAUUCAGGAGUUGAAUGUGAAGAAGUUGAAAAUCGACAAGUUUAUCAUCAAGUAUGCAAGAAAAAAGACCGAAGGAAAGAAGGUGGUUGUGAUGGCCAGGUGA
Saccharomycopsis crataegensis is the source of this 1125-nucleotide messenger RNA. It is a transcript of the gene DCC1, whose product is annotated as Dcc1p. The transcript has 2 exons. Gene Ontology annotation, biological process: mitotic sister chromatid cohesion; maintenance of mitotic sister chromatid cohesion. The record is from RefSeq and is a predicted model, not a curated record. Gene Ontology annotation, cellular component: chromatin; chromosome, centromeric region; Ctf18 RFC-like complex. Bases 1 to 1125 code for a protein of 374 amino acids. Lineage: Eukaryota; Fungi; Ascomycota; Saccharomycetes; Ascoideales; Saccharomycopsidaceae.